Lachancea thermotolerans CBS 6340 is the source of this 1818-nucleotide messenger RNA. Its product is annotated as Zn(II)2Cys6 transcription factor. Gene Ontology annotation, molecular function: transcription cis-regulatory region binding; DNA-binding transcription factor activity, RNA polymerase II-specific; zinc ion binding. NCBI's taxonomy places the organism in Eukaryota, Fungi, Ascomycota, Saccharomycetes, Saccharomycetales, Saccharomycetaceae. The record is from RefSeq and is a predicted model, not a curated record. The transcript has a single exon. Bases 1 to 1818 code for a protein of 605 amino acids. Gene Ontology annotation, cellular component: nucleus. Gene Ontology annotation, biological process: positive regulation of transcription by RNA polymerase II.
AUGCGUGUGACGAGUAAAAGAUCGCGAGGAGGUUGCAGGAACUGCAAGAGAUCGAAGAUAAAAUGCGAUGAGAGGAAGCCAAAAUGCGGCCAUUGUAUAAGGAAAGGAAAAGAUGAUUGCACAUAUUCUUUAGCUUUGAGGUGGGGCAACAACCCUUCUAGAAGCCUAAAGACUAGAAAAGGUGAUUCUAAAACAACGCUUUUGAGAGAUGCUAUCAACGUUACAAGUUCAAGAGAUCCUCAUUCAAGCUCAGCGACUGUCAACUUCCCGUCUCUCGUUCCCGCCGAGGCGGGCAUUGAACAACUACUCUGGCCAACUGGGCACGAGCUUCUCAGCAGUCCAGGUGUUAGUUACAGACCCCAAAGUUUUAAAGAAUCUUUUUUGCAGGCUCCUUUGAGCCCGUUUUCUUUCGACUCGCCCUUUAGUGGCCAUAGUGAAAGGCCCAUCAACUCAGGCCUUGCAGAACCGGGAACUCUUGAACUUUCACACCCGUCCCCUAGUAUUCUUUCAAACUCCCCGUAUUUCUCUGAAUUGUUUGGAUUCUUUUUGAGAGAAACUUCCCGACUAUUAGUUCCGGUGCCAUCUUAUGCUUAUCGAUCAAAUCCAUUUCACACGUUAAUACCACAAAUGGCGAUGCAGAGUCCGGCAUUGAUGGGGCUGAUUUUGGCUUUUGGCGCCAAUCAUCGAAACAAGAUGACAGCAUACCAGGAGCAGUGCUCUUUCCCGUCUCUGGAUGAAAAAAGCUCUGCGAAAAACAUCGAUGGCCUGCUAGCUGAUGAACUCUUGAGUAGUACGAUCAGUCAGCUUCUUGUUAAACUAAUGAACGCAGAGGAAAGACGCAGCGAUACUACCUUAGCAACCAUAUUGAUGCUUGCGGGCUUUGACAUCUUUUUUUGUGAUACACGAAAUAAGUGGCGGGCUCACAUACUAGGCGCUAAGAAACUUCUCAUGGAUAGGCUCAAUUCGAAAUCAGGUACAAAAACUAUGAUUUUCAAGAUACCAUCAGCAAAUAACGUUUUGGAUACAGAAACGUUUCUCGUCCACUGGUUUUCGUAUCUUAAUAUUAUUGCUUCUUUAUCGUCAGCGAGUCCUAAAAACUCGACCGAAGCUUCUCGAGGGGUGGGCUACGAGUUUUGCUACGAAGACAACAGCGCACACACUCAUGAACUAAGGCUUCAGCUGAGAGACAUAGACUAUUUCACCGGCGUAGAUACAAAAAUUUUGUCUUUGUUGGCUGGCGUGUCUUGUCUAAUCGAAGAAAAAAAAGUCAUAGAGCAGCCGUUCGGUAUCCACAAUUUAGUUCUUAAAGCACUAGAGCUUGACCAUGAAAUAAGGAGCUACCUUGAAGCUUCUGAAGCAGCCAGGGAUCGAGUUGAAUCCCAACUUCUUGGUGAAGAUGCUUCCUCUGAUACAAAGCUUAGAUUCCAAACCUAUAAAACCAUGCGGGCUACAAACCUAAUUUUUGGACUGACAGGAGUACUACAAUUGAAAAGAAGAGUAAUAGGCAUACCACAUAAUAGCAAAAUUCUCAAGGAUUUACUAGCGGAAGUUACUGCCUUAAUUGAUAAAGAAAUUCCUCAUAAUUCAUCAGCUGCGUCUUGCAUUACAUUUUGCCUUUUCUGCUGUGGCUGCGAACUAAUAGAUGAUAAUCUUGCUUGUCAUCGCGAAACAUACACUGAACACAUAGAAGCCUUAUUACGGAAGGGGGUGACUAGCGCUCUUCAAGCACAAAGCAUCAUGAAGGAGUGUUGGAGAGAGAAGAAAUGUUGGUGGGAAAUCUUGGAAGAGAAAAAUCUAGAUCUAGCAUUCGCGAUUUGA